Siniperca chuatsi (mandarin fish) is the source of this 1115-nucleotide messenger RNA. RefSeq names its product polyglutamine binding protein 1 (gene pqbp1). Gene Ontology annotation, cellular component: cytoplasm; nuclear body. Lineage: Eukaryota; Metazoa; Chordata; Actinopteri; Centrarchiformes; Sinipercidae. The transcript is spliced from 7 exons. The record is from RefSeq and is a predicted model, not a curated record. Gene Ontology annotation, molecular function: ribonucleoprotein complex binding; protein binding. Gene Ontology annotation, biological process: alternative mRNA splicing, via spliceosome. Bases 139 to 810 code for a protein of 223 amino acids.
CACGGGCAUAUUCCUCCAUGUUUGUUGUCGUCAAGAGAACAGUGAAACGUCAUCAUUGUGCGCGCCGUGUGCUGUUUUCGGGAGUCGCAUCGUCCACUCUCCUCGAAGAUCAAAGAGGCGAUUUUUCUUAAAAAUAGGAUGCCUCUACCCCCGGCACUGCUGGCACGCUUGGCCAAGAGAGGGAUUGUUAAACCGUCAGAGCAAGAGGUAGAUGAGGAGAUUAUUGCUGAAGAUUACGAUGACAACAACGUAGAUUAUGAAGCCACCAGAGUGGAGAAUCUACCACCAAACUGGUAUAAAGUGUUCGACCUUGCUUGUGGUCUUCCUUAUUACUGGAAUGUGGAGACAGAUUUAGUGGCCUGGCUGUCCCCUAAUGACCCAACUGCAGUGGUGACAAAACCUGCCAAGAAAAUCAGAGCUGAGGGAGGAGAUGAAAGAGUUGAGAGGCAGUUUGAGAAGUCGGACAGAGAGCGAGAGCGGGAAAGAGACAAAGAUCGGGAAAGGGAUCGGGACAGGGACCGAGAUAGGGAUGAAGGGAGGGACAGAGACAGAAGAAAGCAGCGGAGAGAAGACAUAGCGCCGUACAGUAAGAACAAAAGAGGGAGAAAAGAUGAUGAGAUGGACCCCAUGGAUCCAAGUGCUUAUUCUGAUGCCCCAAGAGGCACAUGGUCAAGCGGCCUGCCCAAGCGUAAUGAAGCAAAGACGGGUGCCGAUACCACAGCGGCGGGGCCUCUGUUCCAGCAGCGGCCGUACCCCAGUCCGGGAGCUGUGCUUCGGGCUAACGCAGCAAACCAGCUACCCAAGGAGUAAGCCGAGCUCCCCAGAAAUAACUAACAAAGACAGGGCUGUACAGUUUGCCCUCCCUUCCCUUUGCUCACAUCUUAAUCAGCCGUUAGACUGACAUCUCUUAAGUUCUUUCUUUUCAUUCUGAAAUGUGUGUACAUGCCAGAAAUUGAGUGCUGAGCUUUUUUACCACCAGUGCAUUCAUACUCUUUUCAAACAUGUCGAACAGUUGUAAAUAUGUUUUUAUAUGACCUAAAGAUUGACCUUCUUGUUGUUACUAGGGCCAUUCAUCAUCAUUUGCUAAUAAAUUUAAAGAUUACUGUGAAAAAUUA